Molecule: messenger RNA, 504 nt
Organism: Ochotona princeps (American pika)
Lineage: Eukaryota; Metazoa; Chordata; Mammalia; Lagomorpha; Ochotonidae
Product: small ribosomal subunit protein eS10-like
Exons: 1
Coding region: 1-504 (167 amino acids)
Cellular component (GO): cytosolic small ribosomal subunit
Molecular function (GO): structural constituent of ribosome; RNA binding
Source: RefSeq, a predicted model, not a curated record
AUGCUGAUGCCCAAGAACCAGAUUGUUAUCUAUGAUCUCCUCUUCAAGGAGGGAGUGAUGGUGGCCAAGAAGGGUGUCCACAUGCCCAAGGACCCGGAGCUGUCAGACAAGAACAUGCCCAGCCUGCACGUCAUGAAGGCCAUGCAGUCCCUCAAGUCCCAAGGCUACAAGAAGGACCGGUUCGCCUGGAGACACUUCAUCCGGUACCUCACCAAUGAGGUUAUCCAGUAUCUCCACGAUUACCUGCACCUGCCGCCCGAGAUUGUGCCCACCCUGUGCCGCAGCCAGCCAGAGAAAGGCCUGGAGGGGGAGCCACCUGAAGGGCUCACACAAGGAGAAGCCAGCAGAGACACUUACAGAUGGAGUGCUGUGCCUCCUGGUGCUGACAAGAAAGCUGAGGAUGGGGCUGGGUCAGCAACUGAAUUCCAAUUUAGAGGUGGAUUUGGUCAUGGACGUGGACAGCCAACUCAGUAUAUUUGGAGGAGAUUAUUUUGUGUUAAAUAA